AACGCCCCCUGCAUGGGAAGCCUGCUUGGGUGGAAAUUCGGGUCCGAACUCGCCUCCUAGGGAGAGGAACGCAGGUGACGCGUGUCGGGGCGGCGCUAGAGGGAGUCACGUGUACGUUCCCGCGGGCGGCAGUUGCCUGUCACGUGACUUGGGCAAGAUGGCGGCUCCCACGGAAGGGACCGACCUGGAAGCCUCCCUGUUGAGCUUUGAAAAGCUGGACCGAGCAUCCCCAGACUUGUGGCCGGAGCAGCUACCAGGUGUUGCUGAAUUUGCUGCUUCCUUCAAAAGUCCUAUCACCAAUUCUCCUCCCAAAUGGAUGGCUGAACUAGAAAAUGAUGAUAUUGAUAUGUUAAAGGAGCUGGGGAGCCUUACCACAGCAAACCUAAUGGAAAAGGUUCGAGGCCUGCAGAACCUGGCUUAUCAGCUAGGGCUGGAUGAAUCUAGAGAAAUGACUCGAGGGAAGUUCCUCAACAUCCUGGAGAAACCCAAGAAGUAGCUGCUGUUACUGGAACUCCGGCAAAAAUAUCCCUGUCUGGAUCAUCUCACCCCUCACUGCAGAUCCAGCUGAACACUAUGAUUUCCUAAAGAGAAGGAUAAAGCUCUUGGCUCUAGAACGACAGAAGCAAACCUCUCUACUGCUUCCACAGCUCUUCUCCUUACUGACGAGCAGCAUUCCAGACAUUGCUCACAAUGAUUGUCAGUAGUUCCAUCAGCACUGAGACUUCAUCCAAUCUUUUCGGCACCCGAUUGCCAGGAAAGCUCAACCCUCGCAUGCUGUGGCAAAGUUAUGCAGCAAUCUUUCUAUAAACCAUUCAAAGCAAUACAUCCCCAGUGGCCUCACUCAGUUGCUCUCAGUGGUGGCAUCUAUUAAACCAGGGUCUUUGUGAUGCUGGCCAGUACCUCUGGGUGAUGCAUUGACUCUUCCAUGUCUCUCUCUUGCCUUAGGAAUAGUGAGUCCAUGUGUGUAAUUUACAUGCUGAAAGCACCAUUGCAGUGCUGGUUAUAAGCAGGGUUCUGGAUGAAGACUGACAGUUCUAGGAUUGGUUAGUCCUGGAUCUGCACAAUCGUACCCUGCUUACAAGGCAGGUGGAACUUGUUCUGUGUACUAGAUUCACAUUACUCACACCCUUCAGAGGAGGAUGUCUUGCAAUCAAGGGAAGUCCUUCAAUCCUGUCUAUACUAUUCUGCUCUUCAUUCCACAAAUACUUGCAUCAGGUGCUAUGUGUACAGGGAGCUCCAUCUCAGUGCUAAACAUUUGUGUGUUCUCUUGUUAAACCUAGACCGAUGAACCAUAGGGAGUGAAUGAGAAAAGGUGGCUAUUACUGUAUCAUGAAAGAAAAUAUCCCUGUGGGAACUUCUGCCAGGACACAAACAGAUCUAUCAGCCCACUUUGCAAAUCCAGCUCAGUGAGAGUCCGGCUGAGGUACUGGAGGAAGAUACAGGGUUGAAGGGCAAUAAUGUUUUCAAUUAUAGAGAGCUUCAAGGUGAAGCGACUGUCUUGUUCACACCCCCAUGGGGAUAAUCUUCAUAAACAGCAUCUGCAUACUUACACUUGAAAAUAGAAUUCUGAUGUGUUCCCACAUUAUUAGAAAACAGCAGCCCCGGAACUUGCUUCACCUGCAAACGUGGAAUGUGCACCCCAUUAAGGGGAGAAUUGUACUGUAAGCUAGUAUCCUCCUGUUCAGAUUGGGUCUCAUUCAUCUGGUACUGGAGUACUUUUUAGUGCCUUGAGGCCCACCUGGUACUGGAGUACUUUUUAGUGCCUUGAGGCCCACCUGGUACUGGAGUACUUUUUAGUGCCUUUCCUCUUUGAACAUGCUGCUGUGUAUCAGUCUUGUGUUUUCAGAUUUUAUUUUUCUCUAUAAGGUUGACACAGCUCUUAUUUCACUCUGUUUUCUUUUGCCCAGUAAAAUUACGUAUUCUAGAGUUAACAAACUGGUCGUUCCUCAGGCUAAAAAAUAGUUCUAAAGUGUUGGUCCAAGAGCAGUUUUCUCUCUUUGUUCAAACAGUUUCAUACACAUUUUAGCAUGUGUGCCCUUUAAGUUUAGUCAUUCUCCAAUUUGCAAUUGGCUGUGAGGUGUGAACUGAAUCGGGGCUGUACUUGUACAACAUCAUAUUAAUGGACUGUCCUUGAAGCAUUCCAUUCUUCUGUCUUGGGGUGGACUCUGCUUUUAGGCCCCGUGUGCAUUAGUGAGGAGCAGAUCUCUGCUUGGGAGCAGACUUCUGAUUUUUUACUAAAAUUUUUAAAGCCUUUCCAUCUUCAGUCUGUGGGUGCCUCCAUUUUGUAAAUCAGAACUAGGCUAAAUUGGGAAAGCUCCUCUUCACUAAGCUUGCACAGUUAAGACCUUGUUCUGCAAAGACUUACUCAAAUGCUUAACUUUGAGCACGUGAACAGUCUGAUUGAACUCAGUGGGGAUGUACUCAUAUGCUUGUCUUUGGAGAAUUGAGACUUAACAAAGCAGCUGCAUCUCUUGAAAGGAGGGGCAAUAGGAUAGUAGGAGAUGCAGAGAAACUGAGAGUGGGGAGUCAGAGACAGGAAAGGGACUUGCUUAGUUGCGGGUCAGAAUGGACAUAGAUGUAGCUUUGAAAGUAUUAAUUUAAAGUAUAUGUUUGUUGGAAAAUAUUAACAUUUGUAUGUCUAGUUUGGAUGUGUUCUGUAUAUAUAGAAUGUGUGGCCCAAAAGUGACUGUUGUGAAUUUUGGUCCUUUGUUGCCUGUUAUGGAGGUCUGCCACUCCAACGCAUGAGGUGUUUGGGAAGCUGAGAAGUAUAGAGGUAGACCCCGGAAGUUUGCCACGAAUCUGCAUGCCUAUUUUAUGAUCUGGCUGGUAAAAUAUCUCAGACUUCAAGUAGUUGGUACCAUAGCAUGUAAAAAAUCCUUUCUUUUACCCUCACCCUGUGCAGCAGUACUUAUCUUCUAGCUGUGGGGCAGCAUGUGAUAUAUGCUUUAGAUUCAAGAUAUUUAUUGGUUGUGUACUUGUCAUUUAUAAAGAUGAAUCAGUGAUUUUUUUUUUAUUGGUAGUAUUUACAUGUAUUUUUGUGUGUUAGCCAGAAGAUUGUAAUCUGUCUGUCUGUUGCUCUGUGUUCUUAUAAUAAACAAGUGCAACGCUUA
Messenger RNA from Chrysemys picta bellii (western painted turtle), 3110 nucleotides. It is a transcript of the gene LIN52, whose product is annotated as lin-52 DREAM MuvB core complex component. The record is from RefSeq and is a predicted model, not a curated record. Gene Ontology annotation, biological process: regulation of DNA-templated transcription. Gene Ontology annotation, cellular component: DRM complex. Lineage: Eukaryota; Metazoa; Chordata; Testudines; Emydidae.